This is a messenger RNA of Anopheles darlingi, 2750 nucleotides long. It is a transcript of the gene Uev1A, whose product is annotated as ubiquitin-conjugating enzyme E2 variant 2. Bases 479 to 910 code for a protein of 143 amino acids. Lineage: Eukaryota; Metazoa; Arthropoda; Insecta; Diptera; Culicidae. Gene Ontology annotation, biological process: protein K63-linked ubiquitination; DNA damage tolerance. The transcript is spliced from 5 exons. The record is from RefSeq and is a predicted model, not a curated record. Gene Ontology annotation, cellular component: nucleus.
GGACAAUAGAAAUUUAGAGAAUCCGGUGGUAUUCCCCGAAAAAAGUAGAGAUAUGAAAAUAAGUUCGAUCCAAGUGACAGCAGCAGCCGUGACGACAUAUCGCUAGCACUCACACUCGUCGCUCGAGCAACCAAAUAGACACAUACACCCAAAAGUACCCCGCCCCCCCUCCACCCUCCGCCUUCCGGUGAAUAUUUCGCUUGCGCGUUGCGGUCCGGUGGUUGCUGGUUCCGGCCAAGGAUAGAUAGAAUAAUAUCUCGAGACUAUAGUGCUGAUUACCAUUGGGGGCAUUACAAUCGUGUGGCAACAAGCAUCUUAGCUCCAGGACCAGCGGAAAGUGCGAGGAGACCCAAGAUACGGUGGUAGAGCCAUCAUCCGCACGAGUGCAGUAGCCUACUUUGCUGCUCCAGGAUAGUCUGGACAAACGAGCGGACGGUUCAGCGAACAGCGACAGCAACAACAACAAAAAACAGGAACGAUGGCUUCAUCGACAGGAGUUGUGGUUCCACGAAACUUUCGUCUACUCGAAGAGUUAGAAGCUGGUCAGAAGGGCGUGGGCGACGGUACAAUUUCCUGGGGUCUUGAGAACGAUGAUGAUAUGACUCUCACUCACUGGACUGGUAUGAUCAUCGGUCCCCCUCGGACUCCGUUCGAAAACCGUAUGUACUCACUUAAGGUCGAAUGUGGUGAGCGUUAUCCAGACGAGCCGCCAACUUUGAAAUUUCUAUCCAAGAUCAACAUCAACUGCAUCAACAGUCAGAACGGUGUGGUCGAUCACAGAAUGGUUCCCGUGCUGAGCAGAUGGAACCGCGAUUACACUAUUAAGACAAUUUUACAAGAAAUUCGUAGGAUUAUGACGCUAAAGGAAAACCUAAAGUUAACACAGCCACCAGAGGGUAGUUGCUUCUAGUGCUCUUAUACCAACCAACCAACCAACCCUGUGUAAUGUGUGAAAAAAGGGAAUUGUGGCUCGAUGGCUUCAAGGAGAGGAAAGGAACGAGGGAACGCGGGAGGAAUAGUUCGAAUGAUGAUGCAAGCGAUCGAAGAAGCGGUAAAGGAAAUGCUUUUUGUAAGCGUAUCGAAGCGUAAGCAUAUAUGGUGAGCGGAUACUGAAAACAAAGGAAAAAGCAAAUCCAACACUUCAAAUGGAACACAGCACCACUAAACGGCAGAAUGAUGAUCAUAAUAAAUCAAAAAACAUCCUUAAAAAAAGCUGAAACGCGGACAUAGAAACCAAAUUGUUGACACGCAAGCUAUGAAGCUACAGAGAGAUAGAGCGAUAGCAGUUGAAACCACGGCACUUACUGGAGGCGGGGUAACUAGGAGCGGAUCACCGAGAUCAUGCGGAUCUGUUCAUGAUCCGGAUAGUUGGGAAUGGCUUUCAACUUUUCCACCGCUGGUGAUUCUCUCUUCGGUUAUACCGCGCUUUUCGCUGCUGAGUCAGAUUUCCUGCUGUUAAUGUUCAUACUGCGAAGGUACUCGAUCAAUCCAAUCAGGACAGCUGCUGAUGUUUGAAGAGUGUUUUUUUCAUAUAGCUGAACAACAAUACCAAGAUGAAUGUGUGGAGUGGGACAAAUGCGGUGAUGGCGAGAAUGUCCUACGGAAAACUUAUUUUUUAGUUAAUAAACAAUUAUGUUCGCUUGCGGCCGCUAAUCACCCACACGCAAAACACAAUAUCGUGCUGCAAUCUGUUUGGGGAUUUGCAUUUGUUUUCCAAAGUGGUGGACCUCGGUGAUUAGGUUUAUCCUUCGCGUUGAUUCGGUCGUUUUGUGAUUAAGAAAGCGGAGUAAAUGAACAAUGAAUGCGCAUCUUGCUCCCAUUAGGACUGAAAAGCGGAUAUGAUCAAUCGAUGGAAUAACCCGCACUGUAUGACUCUGAUGAUGAUCCCCACGUGUGUAUUUUGGAUGGGUGAAUGAUGCUGUAGUAGCAAUUGAAUUUCUUGUUUUCGCAUUCGAUAUUUAAAAAUGAACAAAAAGAAAACUACUAAUUACCCACUAAACUGUAGCCUUUACUUUUUUCUUUUGUAAUGAUGAUACCGAUGCUGAUGAUGGUAGGGAUAGGCAUAGAGCCUUUGAAUGGGAAUUUCGCUUCCUCAGAAAGUUUGCUUCUAAUCGGAGAAUAUUCCGAGGGUGAUAACUUUGCUGGCACAUCAUGAAAUAGAAUGAACAACUCUCCAGCAUCAGGCAGUGCUGGCCCAAUUUUUAAAAAUAUCCUCGUGUAAUAACACUCACAUUCAUUAAAUCUAUAAAAAAAGACCAAAUCCCGUCAGAUUUGAGGCUGUGCAACACUAGUUAUCAAGAAAUAAGUCAACGAAGAGCCUGUGGAAAGCAUUCAACUUAACUUGUUCCACCAUAAGAAGUUCCGCUGGUUCGUAAUUCCGUACCCUCUUGCUGCAAAGGAAUGAGACCGUUCGAUGCUACUUUUCGCUUCUUUUCUGGCACUAGAAGCCUAUCCUUUGUAUGCUUGUCUGCUUCCAUCAGCGCCCUCGGACACGCUUGAUUCCCGUAUUCGAAGAAGUAACUCGUAAAGGACACUACAUAUACCGAGCAAGGCGCAAGAAACGGGAUCAACUUGGAGCGAACAUAAAAAAGUAACGCAAAUAUUAAAAAUAAAUAUAGAGCGUAACUUAAACAAAAGGAAAAGUUAUCUGUGUUUUUUAAAGUUCGAAAAAGCAUCUUCUCUUUUCAAGUCACAAUUUCCACUGUUCCAGGUGGGAGCAGGAAUAGGUUCAUUCAUUAUGCAAUUCAGUC